AGAUUCUUUAUCUACUGUGCUCUUCUUAUUAAUAAUCUAAUCUCUCAUUUCUCUCUCUCUCUCUCUCACACACACACACAAAAGUGAACAAAAGGCCACUUUCUCUCCACUAAAACCCUGCUUUCUCUGCCAUUUCAUUCCUCUUCCAUGGGGGCCUGAUGGGCAUCUGCAACUUUCCUUCUUUGCAGCUGUUUCCCAAUUCCACUGAAGGUUCUCUUCAUCUUGGGUUUUCUUAACUGGGUAACGUUUGCUUCUUUGGAGAAAAGGCUGGUGGUGAUUGAACGUGGAGUAUAUCAGCUAUUGAAGACUUGGAAGGCUAAAGCUAGUCGUUGUUAGCUCAUCUUGGUGGUUUCUAGUUUCUGGGAGUUGGUUUAAUUCUCACUCAGUCGUUUCUUAAUGGAACGCAAUUACUGGGUACAUUUCGUGGUGGUUCUUUGCUUGGGUUUAUUUGUGGGCAUCUCGUGUCAGAAUGAUUCUGAUACUUCAAUUACAGCUGUGUACAUUGUGACCCUUAAACAAGCUCCUGCUGCUCGCUUCAAUGGAGAGCUCAGAAAGGAAACUAACGUGUUCAACCAUCGUUCUCCUAAUAGACGAAACAAACUGCACAGAUCAAGGAACAAUGGGAGUUCUCAUCAGAGUCCUGAAUCUUAUAUAACCCGAGUUCAUGAUUCAUUAUUGAGGAGGGUAUUGAGGGGAGAGAAGUAUCUAAAGCUAUACAGCUAUCACUACUUGAUCAAUGGAUUUGCUGUUCUCGUUACCUCACAACAGGCGGACAAGCUCUCAAGGAGGAGAGAAGUCGCGAAUGUGGUUCUGGAUUUCUCUGUUAGAACAGCAACCACCCACACUCCACAGUUCUUGGGUCUGCCACAUGGGGCAUGGGCCAAGGAAGGUGGAUAUGAAACUGCUGGAGAAGGAAUUGUAAUUGGUUUCAUUGAUACUGGCAUUGAUCCUACUCAUCCUAGUUUUGCUGACGACCUUUCUGAGAACUCAUACCCAGUCCCUGGUCAUUUUUCUGGUGUUUGUGAGGUUACUCGAGAUUUCCCUUCUGGUUCGUGCAAUAGGAAGCUUAUUGCAGCCCGCCAUUUUGCAGCUUCUGCUAUCACCAGGGGAAUUUUCAAUUCUAGUCAGGAUUAUGCUUCACCCUUUGAUGGUGACGGCCAUGGCACGCAUACCGCCUCUGUUGCUGCAGGAAACCAUGGGAUUCCAGUGAUUGUCGCAGGGCAUCACUUCGGAAAUGCAAGUGGGAUGGCCCCUCGUUCACACAUUGCUGUAUACAAGGCAUUGUACAAGAGUUUUGGAGGCUUUGCUGCAGAUGUUGUUGCUGCAAUAGACCAGGCAGCUCAGGAUGGGGUUGACAUUUUAAGUUUAUCAAUCACUCCCAACAGGCGCCCUCCUGGUCUUGCAACAUUUUUUAAUCCCAUAGACAUGGCUCUGCUUUCAGCUGUGAAGGCUGGCAUUUUUGUUGUGCAAGCAGCAGGCAACACUGGACCAUCACCCAAGAGCAUGUCUUCCUUCAGUCCAUGGAUCUUCACUGUUGGUGCUGCUUCUCAUGACAGAGAGUAUACUAACUCUAUAAGGCUUGGCAACAAUGUAACUAUUCCUGGAGUUGGACUUGCACCGGGAACGGACAAUGAUACUAUGUACACGUUGAUAUCUGCACUUCAUGCUCUGAACAAUGACACAACAGUUGCCAAUGAUAUGUAUGUGGGUGAAUGCCAAGAUUCCAGUAACUUCAACGAGGAUCUGGUCCAAGGGAAACUCUUGAUAUGUAGUUAUUCAAUUCGAUUUGUGCUUGGGCUCUCCACCAUCAAACAAGCCCUAGAAACAGCCAAAAACCUCAGUGCUGCUGGUGUUGUGUUCUACAUGGAUCCUUUUGUGAUUGGCUUUCAGCUUAAUCCAAUUCCAAUGAGGAUGUCUGGCAUAAUAGUUUCAUCCCCUGAUGAUUCCAAGAUUUUACUUAAAUACUAUAAUUCUUCUUUGGAGCGAGAUGGAUUCACAAAGAAAAUCACUAGAUUUGGAGCAGUAGCAAGCAUUUCAGGUGGACUGAAAGCUAACUACAAUAGUUCUGCUCCUGCCAUUAUGUAUUACUCUGCCAGAGGACCGGAUCCAGAAGACAAUCUUCUUGAUGAUGCUGACAUUUUGAAACCGAACCUGGUAGCUCCUGGAAAUUCUAUAUGGGCAGCUUGGAGUUCCCUUGGAACUGACUCUGUAGAAUUCCAAGGUGAGAGCUUUGCAAUGAUGUCUGGGACAAGCAUGGCUGCUCCUCAUGUUGCUGGACUUGCUGCGCUGAUUAAGCAAAAGUUCCCCAGUUUCAGUCCUUCAGAAGUAGCAUCAGCACUCUCCACAACAGCUUCUUUGUAUGACAAGAAUGGUGGGCCAAUAAUGGCUCAACGUUCUUAUGCCAACCCAGAACUAAAUAAGUCUCCAGCAACGCCAUUCGAUAUGGGCAGUGGUUUUGUAAAUGCAACAGCAGCUCUGGAUCCGGGUUUGAUUUUUUAUUCCAGUUAUAGUGACUAUAUGUCGUUUCUCUGUGGCAUCAAUGGUUCUAGUCCUGUGAUCUUCAACUACACAGGCCAAAAUUGUUGUAUGUAUAAUUCAACCAUCAGUGGUGCUGACCUGAACUUGCCCUCAGUUACAAUUGCUAAGCUAGAUCAGUACAGAACAGUCCAAAGAACAGUGAUUAACAUCGCUGGUAACGAGACGUAUAGCGUCGGCUGGAGUGCACCAUAUGGGGUGUCUGUGAAGGUGGCUCCAACUCACUUCUUUAUUGGCAGUGGAGAGAAACUGGUUCUUAAUAUAAUCUUCAAUGCAACUAUGAACAGCUCCACUGCAAGCUUUGGAAGGAUUGGACUUUUCGGAAAUAUGGGUCAUGUUCUCAACAUUCCAUUGUCAGUGAUACUUAAAAUCUCAUACAACACCACUAAUGGCUGAGGAUUCAGAAAAUGAUUUUUGUUUUCUUUUUUCUUCUUUUUAAUUAAAAAAAAAAGAAAAAAAAAGCAACGAAUGGUUUUUGUAUUUUGUAUUUUUGCUUUUUGUACUUGUGGUUUUGAGAUGUGUAUUAACCAAUUUUUUCAUUCAUUAUAAUGUAAAUGCUAAAUCAUUUGUAUUGAUUAAAUAAUCCCAAGGUCUCUCUUUGAACUGAGCUAAAGCUUUCUUUCUUCAA
Manihot esculenta (cassava) is the source of this 3163-nucleotide messenger RNA. Its product is annotated as subtilisin-like protease SBT2.2. Bases 397 to 2931 code for a protein of 844 amino acids. The record is from RefSeq and is a predicted model, not a curated record. Gene Ontology annotation, molecular function: serine-type endopeptidase activity. NCBI's taxonomy places the organism in Eukaryota, Viridiplantae, Streptophyta, Magnoliopsida, Malpighiales, Euphorbiaceae. Gene Ontology annotation, biological process: proteolysis. The transcript is spliced from 10 exons.